UGCUGAGAUUAGAAAAUAGGAAAGAGGUUAAGACAAAGGAAGGGGAAAAAAGAGAGAGAGAUCAACAAGGACUGGACAAAUUAUCAGUCAAUGUGAAGAGGACAAGUGAGAAUAAAAGGUGUAGGGACAUAAAGGAAAAUAUAGAGAGUUUAUAGGAAAGUCAUCGAAAGAGUGAGGUUGCUAGGAAUGAGAGGGUUCUGGACAUUUUAUAAAAACAAAAUGAAAAUGUAAAAAAAGGGGGGUGCGAAUGAGCAAGUUUGGGAAAACUGAAGAUCUGAAGAAGAAAAAUUGAGGGAGAACAUGAGCGAAGGAGAUGUGAAUUGCAAAAAGAAUGUGACAGAGUGAAAAAUAAUAACGGGAGAGAGCAAGAUAAAGGAGAAAAAGAAAGGGACGACGGAACAAGAGAGACAGUGAAGGACCGAGGCAGACAGACAUAACAUGAGAAAUGAGAGUUUGAGAAAGACAGUGAUGGAGUGAGAGACAGAGAUUUGCAGAGGGGCUGUGGAGAGAGCAUAAAAAGGGCUAAAUGUGGAAGGUGAAGGAGGAGAGGUAGAUCAUGGAAUAGAAAGAAGUGAGUAAACAAGAGAAGUGUAAAACAGACCGCAGAGGAUAGGGGUUAAGGAAACUGAGAUGUAUAAAAACCAAAGAACAGGGAAGGUUAUAAUGUAGAGGAAAGGCUAAAGCUAGUGAGGACAGGGAAGAGAGUACAAUAAAUAAAGAAACGAGACGGCAUUAAGCAAAAUGCAAAUGUGAGAGAGCUGGAAAUUGCCAUUGACACAGCACAGAUACUGCCUAUCCAGCACCCUGCCUCUGCAGUCCGCGCAACAUUUGGGCUUGAAGCCAUUGGUGACAAGGCAGCGAUUGGAGAUUCCUUAACCAGAGCCAUUAGGCAUCUAAAAGUGUUCCAUGGGUUUGACCUGCUGUGAGAACUAUCCCAGUUCCUUUACUGGUUCCACGUUGGGAGAGCAAAACAUCUAAGGAACCUUUAAGAGAUAUGGAGACACACCACACCGGAGCAUUUAUGCUGCCUCCAUACUCUGAAAUCAAAACCCCUGGCUGUCAGUUCCCAGCCCAUGCUACCUUUCAUAAGCUGAGUCCAUCAGUAUUGGGAUGUCACUUACCUGCAGGGACACCCCACGGCAUUUCUGACAUCCUUGGAAGACCACUGCCCGCUUCACAUGGUGGGAUGUUGACAGGAUACCCAACGGUACCAGCUUAUGGACGGGCUUCAGCCGCAGGGAGCUGUUACGGAGAGCAAGCGGGCAUCAUGACCAAGGGUGGAACUCCAUACAGCAAUCAGAGUCAAGGAGGAUGGGCAGAGAUUGGACAGGAAUGGAGAACAGGGAGUCGGACACUCAGUAAUGCUUCUGCAGGGAACACAGACAUAUCUGCACGUAAGAAGCACACGCGUCCCACCUUUACAGGCCACCAAAUUUUUGCCCUUGAGAAGACCUUUGAACAGACCAAAUACCUUGCUGGUCCAGAGCGGGCAAGACUAGCUUUCAGUUUAGGCAUGAGCGAAUCUCAAGUCAAGGUCUGGUUUCAAAACCGUCGCACUAAAUGGAGAAAGAAGAGUGCUGCAGAUCCUUCCUGUCACACAUCCAUGAACACGAGGCUCCCAGGAGAACUUACCCCAUCAGAGAAUGAAGAUGAUGAAUACUGCAAGCCUCUAGAUCCUGAUUCAGAUGAUGAAAAAAUCCGGCUAUUGCUGCGGAAACACCGGGCAGCCUUCUCUGUUCUCAGUCUUGCACCCCACAACCUAUGACUUUACAAGGGGUUAUCAAACCUGCCACCAUGAGCCGUAAAGGGGAUUUAACAGAAUAUUUUGCAACACUGGGAGAAGUAGGGGUUCUCUUAAUAUAUAUAUAUAUCAAUAUAGCAAAUAAUCAUUUAAUGCCCCCACUACCUCAGAAUAAAUUAUGUAUUAAAAGAAAACCUUAAUUAGGAUGGAAACUAUGAAUCAUGACACAAAAUAGAGAAAAUGCCAACAAGACAGGGUUCCACCAAGAUUCAACAAUGCACCCCACAAUUUAUUACAUUGUAAAACAUUCCUAGAUUUGCAUUUAGAACAUCAAAUGUGUUUAUAGAGCAUACAUGAGUAGCCAGCUUCCUGCUCUUUAUUGAAAGACAACUCUCAAGUGUUGAGAUUUCUCGUCAUCAACUCAGCUUGCCGAAUUCCCUGUGUUUUCCUUUACACAUCACUUUUACGUACUAUUCAGUCAGUUUUAAAAAAAAAGUGCUGCUCUGUAGUAUAUAAAAUGCAACCAAUUAAAAUGUGUGUUUUGUUGUUUU
Messenger RNA from Pelobates fuscus (common spadefoot toad), 2292 nucleotides. It is a transcript of the gene NKX6-3, whose product is annotated as NK6 homeobox 3. The record is from RefSeq and is a predicted model, not a curated record. The coding region runs from base 995 to 1765 and encodes 256 amino acids. Gene Ontology annotation, cellular component: nucleus. Gene Ontology annotation, biological process: regulation of transcription by RNA polymerase II; cell differentiation. Lineage: Eukaryota; Metazoa; Chordata; Amphibia; Anura; Pelobatidae. The transcript is spliced from 3 exons. Gene Ontology annotation, molecular function: DNA-binding transcription factor activity, RNA polymerase II-specific; RNA polymerase II cis-regulatory region sequence-specific DNA binding.